This is a messenger RNA of Rhineura floridana, 3060 nucleotides long. It is a transcript of the gene SLC35F6, whose product is annotated as solute carrier family 35 member F6. Gene Ontology annotation, cellular component: membrane; intracellular membrane-bounded organelle. The record is from RefSeq and is a predicted model, not a curated record. Bases 145 to 1272 code for a protein of 375 amino acids. Gene Ontology annotation, biological process: transmembrane transport. Gene Ontology annotation, molecular function: transmembrane transporter activity. Lineage: Eukaryota; Metazoa; Chordata; Lepidosauria; Squamata; Rhineuridae. The transcript is spliced from 6 exons.
CAAGUUUGGGAGGCUCCUCCGGCUGCCGUCAGCUGACCGGCGGCAGUCACGUGAUCUCCUGGUGCGGGAGCGAGCCGGCGGCAGCGGCGGGUUUGUGGUGCGGGGGAGAGGGGCCGGGUCGCAGAGAGCGGGGCUGCAGCGGACAUGGCCUGGACCAAGUACCAGCUCUUCCUCGCGGGUCUGAUGCUGGUCACCGGCUCCAUCAACACCCUCUCGGCCAAGUGGGCUGACAAGCUGAAUGCUCCUGGCUGCAGCAGAACUGCCGCAUACAGCUUCCAGCAUCCCUUCCUGCAGGCAGUGGGCAUGUUCCUGGGGGAGUUGACCUGCCUGGCUGCCUUCUACCUCCUGCUGUGCAGUGACCGGCGGAAGCCGGAGCCCACCAUGGCCUCUCCUCACUCCUUUAACCCGCUACUUUUCCUGGCUCCGGCACUGUGUGACAUGACAGGGACUAGCCUCAUGUAUGUGGCUCUGAACAUGACCAGCGCGUCUAGCUUCCAGAUGCUGCGAGGAGCCGUGAUCAUCUUCACGGGGCUGCUGUCGGUGGCCUUCCUCGGGCGGAAGCUGGUGUUAAGCCAGUGGCUGGGCAUUCUGGUCACCAUCGUGGGCCUGUUGGUGGUUGGGCUGGCAGACCUGAGCAGCAGCAGUGGCCAGACCCACAACCUCAGCGAGGUCAUCACAGGUGACCUCCUAAUCAUCAUGGCUCAAGUGAUUGUCGCCAUCCAGAUGGUGCUAGAGGAGAAGUUUGUCUACAAGCACAAUGUCCACCCCCUACAGGCUGUCGGCACCGAAGGGUUCUUUGGUUUUGUCAUCCUGUCUGUGCUGCUGGUGCCCAUGUACUACAUCCCUGGGGGCAGCUUCAGUGGCAACCCACGGGGGGUGCUGGAAGACGCCCUUGACGCCUUCUGCCAGAUCGGCCACGUCCCGCUCAUUGCGGUGGCCCUGCUGGGGAACAUCAGCAGCAUUGCCUUCUUCAACUUUGCCGGCAUCAGCGUCACCAAAGAGAUCAGCGCCACCACCCGGAUGGUGCUCGACAGCCUGCGCACUGUGGUCAUUUGGGCCGUCAGCCUGGCCGUGGGCUGGGAGGCCUUCCACGGGCUGCAGGUCCUCGGCUUUCUCAUCCUCCUUGUUGGCACCGCCCUUUACAACGGGCUGCACAAACCCCUCCUUGCCCGCCUGCCCUGGGGGAGGUCACUGGCGGAUGUCCCAGGCACGGAUGCAGAAAGAGAAGGCCUCUUGCCUGCAGGAGCAGCUUCCAUUAAUGGGGACAGCUGAUUGCAGUGGAACCCCCCCUGACUGCUCUGGAACUUUGUUGGGCCUGUUGGACAGGCCGGUCAGUGUUGCUGGGACCUGCAGACUGGACCAUGAGAGUGGCUUUGGGAUGCACGCUUGCGCUUGGGGGGUGUUCUGCUUCACCUUAAAAUUUUGGAUGCUGCUCCACCAUUGGGCUGCUUUGCUCACUGUAGAAAGAGCAGCUGAGGUGCCCAUUGCAACCACAAAGGAGAACCUCCACUCCCCAAGCUGUUGCUGGACUGCAGCUCACAUCAUCCCAGACCAUUGGCCAUGCUGGCUGGGGUUGAUGGGAGCUGGACUCCAGUAUCAACUAGAGGUGAACGGUUCCCCACCCCUGCUUUAAGGGGUCACUAGGUGUGUGAGGUCUGCCUGUGGUUGGUUGGUUGGUAGGAAACCAUCUAAAAUCUGCCUCUACGCAUCAGAAUUGGCACUGGGGGGGCACAUCGUGGUAGCUCCCACUGCAUCCACCCAGUACACCUUUCUUGUUAGGCAAGUGUGAGGAACCUUUGACCCUCCAGAUGUUGCUGAUGAAAACAUCUGAAGGGCACCAGGUUGAUGCUGUGCUCUGACCCUUGCCCACCUGCCAACAUUGGCUUUUUCCCUAACCCUCCCUCCUGCUACAACAGGUGUGGGGAACCUUUGGCCUUCCAUCUUCCCUGGCCGUUGGUCAUGUUGGCUGGGACUGAUGAGCGCUGGCGUUCAGCAACAUCUGGAGGGCCAGUGGGUCCCUCCACACACGAGUGCUAAAAACUUCCCCAAGGGGAGCAAAUGAGCAUGUCCCUUUAAGGUCUCCUGUUGAUCACACUUUGUGGCUCUCCAGGAGGCAACUCUUCAGAGCAGGCCCCUUUCUCUGACGUUGUGGGUCUGUGAGCUGCUUGGCUCGCUGCUAACACUUGCACGGGUGAUGCAGGGUGCAGUCAGGCGCGAUCUGAGAGUUCUCUGCCACAUGGCAGAGGCACUCUGGGACAUGCCUCUCGCAUCCGCUUUUGGGUGAACGCCACUCUGGCUGGUAAAACUCUUUAGGGAGAGCCUCUGAAGUGGGGCUGCUUAUACUAUGGAUCAUGUCACUGCAAUCCAGGGCUCUGAGAAAGGGAACACCCCAUGCAUGCCCAUGUAUAUGAUGACGCUGCUUUACCCACCUUUGCAGGGAGGUUGUCUCUGCUUUUUACUUAGGACUGGAGCUCAGAGAUGGGGGCCGACAGGAAUCCUGGAGUGCUUUAAAGAGCUGUAACUGCAGGCUGAGGUGGCUGCUUCACCCUUCUUCCGUCUACCUGUCUGUGGCACAUGGUGGAUUAAUUCCCCUCUGUCUUGGCAGCAGGGAGGAGCUGAGAGUUCACAUCUCGACCCACUUCCAGCCUCAUCACUCUGGUGUGGGGUCUGUGAAAGGCAUUGCUCUCCUGACCGUGAGCUUGGGAACUCCUUGCCACUGUUUCAGCAAGACUAAUGUGAGUGCAGACGCCCUGGCGGGCCGAAGGGAGGAGAGAGGCCUCUCUGGUGUUGGUUUGGGGUCUCAGUUGUACAGAGGGUGCCCCUCUUUUCCCAGGGCAUUCGAGGCAAGGCCAUAGAAAGCGUGCAGCUGGAUGUACAGACUAUGCAGCCAGGACUCUCCUUCUUAGAUGCUGGGCAGGCCCUAACCCGUGGACCCCUUUGCUGCUACGGAUGCUGAGCAUAUUGGGGUAGGGGAGAGGGAGGGGUGGAUUUGCCCUUGUCUUGGGAAUAUUAGCAACAAUACAUUGAUUUACCAAUAAAAACAGACUGAUUGGAAAUGCU